AUGUCUCUACAUGUUACAGGCCAAGGUUGCAUUAAGCCAGCUAUUAGACCUCUUGAUUUAAAACCAAAACAAGCACUCCUACCUAUUUCAAUAGAAGCUCUUUCCCAUCCAAAUUUGGAUGGGAAUGCAAUAUUUCAAGAUUUGAAAUCCAAGCUAUCCUUAUCCUCAUAAAUUCCUCCACUUUUUUAUAAUUUAUAUCACAAUUCUUAUUUAAAAAUUUUUUUCGAAAUCAAUUUGAAGCAAAAUAACUUCUUUUUACCAAUCAAACCACCAUCAUAAUAACUCAAAACAAUGACUAUCAGUAUUUCAUUCUUCACUUUAUGCACUUCUAAAUGAAGUUAAAUGCACCCAAGACAAAGAAAUGCAGGAUAGCUUGCUUCAAAAGGUAUCGAAUUGAUACUAUUCUAAAAUCUCAACAAAGCAUACAAUGCCUGAAACCCCCGAAGUUGGAAAAGAUUCAAGCCCAGGCUAUAUAUCAAGGCUAUCAACUGAUGAUAACUCUGUUAUUGUAAGCCAUCAUAGAGGAUUGUCAUUAUUGCCUGAUUUAUCGUCAAGGUCUCCAUCGCCUCCACCUCUAUCGUUGCAUUCUUAUAAUUGAUCAUUAAGCUAUGAAAAGCCAAGAUAUGCAGCUUUUACUUCACAUAAUAGCAAUCGACCUAUAACUGAAGCUGAAAUUAUGCUGAUAUCUAUUGAAUUCAAUAUAAAAAAGCUCUUUUUUGCUGAUUUAAAUAAAAAAGCUACUAUUAAUUUGUUAAAAAUUCAACCUAAUAAAGAAUAACCUCGAAAAAAGGCUCGAAAAAAUAAAAUCCCGAGAAAGGCAGCGCAGAAAAGUCCACUUAUUCAGAGAAAGUAUUUUUUAUAUAGAAAUUCAGAAAGACUUCGGCAGCUACCAAGGCAGAAAAAACGAAGAAUUUUCAAAAAAAAUGCAGAUGAUAGAAGAAAAUUACAGGGAAAGAAGAAUCAAAAAAUUUAGCGAAAAAGAAAGAAAAUACAAUACCGCCCACAUCGAUUUUUCGAGUAUCAAAAAAGAAGACUCUGAUGAAGAAAGCAGCACAGAUGAAGAAGCAUCAGUGAAUUACUCAAAUUUCAACAAAGUUGGGAGGUUAAGAAAUUUAUAUUCGAGGCUAAUUGGCAUUGAAGAAGUCCCUUAUCGGCCUAAAAAAAGAAGAAAUAUUUCGCUUACUAUAAAUUUCAAUAAUGUUUCUGAUAUGCAAGAGCCAAAUCCUCAGGUAAGAAAUUUUCAUGAGCAAAUUAAUGAGACUUUUUUAGUGAAGUCUAAGCUAGCACAUAGAGGGAUCAGAAUUCCUAUUAAAGAGCUGGAAGAAGGGAUAGUUGGCUUUAUUUCAGCAGGACCUGUAAAGCCAUCUGAUUUACCAAAAGGUGGAGAAAGUUUGCUAGAAAACCCUACACCGUGUAUAACCAAAGAGAAAAGCAAGAAAAAAAAGCCAAAAAAAGACUAA
Molecule: messenger RNA, 1460 nt
Organism: Blepharisma stoltei
Lineage: Eukaryota; Ciliophora; Heterotrichea; Heterotrichida; Blepharismidae
Source: the annotation of a GenBank genome assembly